AUGACAACGGCGUUAAGUAGUUUGCUGGAACAACGUCUCAGCAAUAUUACCGAUCGAUUACGAAAUAUUCAUUAUUAUCGAAUCAAUUUCUUGCUUCGGAGUUCUUAUGGCGAUCUAGGAAACAUGUACAAACAAACAGAACCUAACCAACAAGUGAACAGCAAUACAUUUCUGUCGAAUGUGAUUAGUGAUACAAUGCAUGGAUUGAAUAUGAAACAAAUACAACUAUUCAGUAGAGGACCAUGCUACGUGCCACCGUGCCAGUCACGACUCCUCUCACCAUCUUCCAAUCUAACAAGCACGUCAGUUGUAGACAUCGUCAAGAAACAGUAUGCACCAUUGAAACAUCAAAUAGCUGGUCUUCUUUCAAAACAUCGUAUCAAUAUUGUUUCGUCAUGGGAUAUCCAUUCAAAUAUCCAUAAAAAAUUUACUGAUCUUUUUUUCCAUUUAAAUUCCACACGAUGUUCAGCAACGCACCAUGUACGAGAUGAAAUUAGUUCAAUCGAUACACUCUUGUCUCAGACUCAACAAUCUUAUUCUGCAACGAACACUCGACAAUCGAGACGACAGCAAUCACAACCACCACAGGAUCCGCAAUAUCUACUGAGUAGAAGAAUUGAAGCAAUCAACUUCGCAUUGGAAACUUUGGAAAAAUGGAAAGCGUUGAAUCAUGACGCUAUCAGCAAGCUUACAACCGAGCCAAACAAGGUCAAACUACCUCAUCUGUAUUUUCUACCGGAUAUUUCCAAAAGCAGCGAGAUGUCACUUGUGCCAAUGAUCGUUGCAGCUCAGAGCAUAACAUCAAACAUUGCCAGGUAUGUCAACCAACUGAUUCGGCCAUUUGCUGACGAGAAGAUGAAGCCAGUGACAUUCUACAAUGAAGCGGAUUUUAUGAGAAAACUUAUCACCUAUGCAUGUGACCAACGUCGCCUCAAACCAACAACUCUGUUCUGUACGAUUCAUGUGACGAACUUCUAUUCGCUAGAUGAACAUCAUGCAAUGAUUGACACCAUCAUCUUUUUCUUACAAGACAAAUCAGCCAACAACAAAGUCAACCAAAUAUCCAUUAACACCAUUAAAAAUCUCUUACAGCUCUACCUCUACAACAAUCUUUUUUCAUUCCAAAAUAAAAUUUACACUAUGAAAAAGGGCAGUCCAAGCACUGUGCCAUUAACUGAAACCUUGGCUAACAUUUACCUGUAUGAUUGGCAAAAAUCAAUAUUGAAUCAAUUUGAAUACAAUCAAGAACUGUUCGGAAGAAACCAAGAUCGUAUCUUUUUCACAUGGAAUCAGUCGCUGAGACAAAGGCAACCAAACGUUCGUUUCCGAUUAGCCACUGGCUCAAACGUCCACUAUUGGAAUGCUUACAUUGAAAAUCGAAAGAGUGAACUCAACACUCGAGUGUAUCAUGAUCCAAUGGCACUACGUUACACAUUACCGUACGUUGUUAGUCAGUCCAAAAUGCGACAUAGCGAGUGGCUUCGAUCAGCACUUCUUCGAGCUGUUUGCUAUUGUUCAUCAGCUGAAGACUUUCAUCAGGAACGCAUCUAUCUUGAAUUAACGUAUCUGGCCAAUGGCUAUUCAUUUUACUUUGUUGAAAGUCAUGUACAACACUUCUUCGACUACUUCGAGUUGCAAAUGCAACGAUCAACACAACUUCAAGAAUUGAAUGAUAACAAUCAAAUAGCUCGCUUCAACUAUUACUAUGAUUACGGGCCGUGGUGUGAAUUCAAUCGAUACUUUCAUGAACUAUGGUCAAAGCAUUUCGCCUCACAUCCGACACUCUGCGAUGAGAAAUCGAAGAUUCAACUAACGACAAAACAUGUUCAUACACUCAACGCUUUGCUAUCGUCUCGUACAUAA
Messenger RNA from Adineta ricciae, 1863 nucleotides. NCBI's taxonomy places the organism in Eukaryota, Metazoa, Rotifera, Eurotatoria, Adinetida, Adinetidae. The record is from the annotation of a GenBank genome assembly.